CGACCACCCCUCAAUCAUGCGACAAACAUGCCAGCACCAUCCUCAGCGCCCGCCUGGCGUAUCUUCCAGCGGCGCCGCCCACCACGCUCACACAUACUCGCACUACGCGCCAACGCAAGAGACAGACGAGCACGAACCCACCCCAUCACCUGGCCAUACGACUUCUCUGCCCACGCAGCCUUGGUGCGCAGCUUCUCAACCAGGCGGCUGAAAAAGCCAUCCACCGUGACGCACAAGGGGGUGAAGUGGAUGAACUUGUCCUCGCACACACGGCUGUGGUGGGCCUUCUUGGCCUUGGCCCUGGUCUUGAGAAUGGAGGCGGUCGAUUGCUUGCGGUAGGACGGUGCGUCAGCGUUGUCACGCAGAGGUCAAACGACACGUCCUUCUGGCGCUCCCACACCCCUCUCACCACCAUGUCCGUCCGCACCUCUUUCUCCCCCUCCUCGGGCUCCACGAUCACCCCCUCCUUCCUGACCGCCGACUCGCCCCAAGCCUUGGCAGAAAGGUCGCACAGCACGUCCACCACCUCGUUGUGCCGCCGAAUCACCAACCCACCCACCCCACAGUUGAGGGCGUGGUCGAGCGAGUAUGUAGCCCCGCAGCCGUCGCAGUGGGUGGGCAUCUUGGGACGCUCAUAGGCGUACCGGAUGGCCAUGUUGUCGCGGAACUUGUCAGGCGUCAUGUCGGUGUGGUCCUCUGCGUCAGGCCGGCAAGUCACCCACCCGGCCGUCUUAACCUCGAUCGCCCGGUGGACCGCCCGUCGUCUCUCUGGGGGCAGCUGCUCGAGGCCGUCCUCGAACCGCUCCUUGGCUGCCUCAUCGGUCGCCCGCCGCCCCUCCUUGACCGCUUGCUGCAUCUCGGCGUGGUGCUGGAAGGGGUUGAAUGGAGGGCCGUCGGGUGGGUCGCCGUUCUGGAUGGUGGACACCAGUAGGGAGGUGCCCUUGGUGGAUGUCUCGUAUGCCACCGCCACUCGCUCCGUCGGGUCCCUCACCCCCAUCCCCCCAUGACGCGCAGGCAGCAUCAUCAGCUGGGCCUCAGUGGCGGUCACCGCAUGGCUGGAGAGCUGGGUGAGGUAGUGGGUGAGGGCAUCUCGCAGCGGCUCGUAUGUCGCCCGCUCCUCAGGCAUCACCCCCACUCGGCCUGCAGUAUUGUGGCGUGGUGACGCCCCCACCAAAUUUUCCCGACGGGUCUGCGUUAUCAUGACGGACAGGCAGCACCCACACACGGAACCAUUCGCGGUCUGUUGUCGUUUCUCUGUGUGUCUAUCCUCCCUCACACGUGUGCCCAGAUGUACGUUGUCCGAGGUAUGCCGUCGGAUCCAGUAUUGGCUUUUUUGAUGUAUGUGAGAACCACAGCAGCACACUCGACAGGC
Vitrella brassicaformis is the source of this 1372-nucleotide messenger RNA. The record is from the annotation of a GenBank genome assembly. Lineage: Eukaryota; Vitrellaceae.